Molecule: messenger RNA, 3764 nt
Organism: Vespa crabro (European hornet)
Lineage: Eukaryota; Metazoa; Arthropoda; Insecta; Hymenoptera; Vespidae
Exons: 13
Coding region: 775-2589 (604 amino acids)
Source: RefSeq, a predicted model, not a curated record
GAUCUUUCUUUUUUUUUUUUUGUUUUCUUUUUUUUUCAUUCUCUCUUCUUUCCUUUUUUCACUUUUCUUUUUCUCCAUCGUUAACACGUCAAGUUUGACAGUUAAGUUGUUAGAGAAGGGAAGAGAUAUUAUCUAGUGGAAAGAGAAUUGUUAGAAAUUAUUGCGGUGGAAUAACAGAAGGAAAAUAGGAGAGAAUUUUUAUAAGAGAAAUAGGAAAAGAUAAGUCGAAGAUUUUGAGAAAAGCUAAAAAAAAGAAAAAAAAAAAAAACGUUGACUGGUUGACCGGUAGAGCGCGAAACGGUGUACCGGACGGCUCGCGAUAAAAUUCACGGUGGAAAGUGCUACACGCUCCGAUUCACCGUGCGUUAUCCGAAGAAACAGAAGCAGAGGAAGGAAGGAAAGAAGAAAGAAAGAAAGAAAGAAAGAAAGAAAGGAAGGAAGGAAGGGAGGAGAGGGAGGGAGUCACGCUCGUCGAAGAGAGACGCGUCUAGUCGCGAGACUAACUCAAAGAACAGAACCGAUCUUCUUCCAGACGGCUCCAAAGUUACGAUAGAGCUCUGUGGAAAAGCUCCCAUUCGAUGCGCCCCACUCCUGGUUUGCUUAUCUCGCUCGAAGACGGCCAGUUUUGUUUCCGUCUCGGAAUUUUUCGGAGGACGUUCCGAGUUAUUACACUUGCUUUACGACGAUUUCUAAUCUUUGAAAAUUUACAAGAAGAACAUUAAAAUCUUAACACAUCGCCUUUUGGAAUCAUUUGGAGAAAUCAUUACCGUCAAGAUGAUCAUUGGAUUUGUUCUGAUACCUUUAAUCUUCGCCAAUAAUAUUUAUUGUCAAAACAAUAGCUUGAUCUCAAGUGAGGUCCUUCAAGAUUACGAUCCGCAAUUCAUGGUUGGCUGUUAUUUUCCUGCGGAAUACCAGGGUGAAUUCGUGACGCAGGUGAGCGGUAAGGACAGCAACAUUGGCACAACGAACGAGCCCAUUCAAUACUCGGCCAUUAACAUCACUUACAAUGCUAUCCCGGUCUGGGGUUAUUGCCGUAGAAGAGUGGGGGAAAAUGUUCUUUUAAUGGACAGGUACGGGGACGGCGAUUGUAUACGUUGUUUUCGGCUAAAGCGAAGAUCUCGCAACGUUAUCGAAGUGUUCUCGGAAGAUCUUAACAGGUGUUAUACUUCCGAAUCAGCCGCCAUCGCAUCGUGCGAAACUUUGAACUCCACGUCCAUUCUUUACCGUACGAAGGAAGUUGGUGGUGCGUCGAUUAGAAAUGAAUACUGCCCUAUCGUAGGUGGAUAUCAUUUCAAGUACAGCGUUAACGAUGGAUCAUCGGUAUCAACCGAAUGCAAUUCCUUCUUAUCGGAUCUUCAUAACUGUCCUGACGGAUCGGUUUUGCAUUUAAAGUUCAAUCGUUGCACCUUCGAAUCACGCGAACUCAGUUUCAAUUGUCUGGGUAGCUGGCCCGGUGGCCCUUAUGGGUCAACGUAUGUAGCCUUGAUGGACAAUGAUGCGGUUAAAGAAAAUCGUCCUCAGUAUCGUUGCGGCUUGUUCCACGUUGAUAACAAAAAAGGAAGAACAUAUAUGGCCUUCAGUAGCGAUUCUAGCUGUACACAAAAUUUAGAUAAUUCUACGAGCGGAUACGAGACAUUUGUUCUAAGCAAAACCGCUAAUCAAAAGGCAAUACCAAAUUAUGUGAAAACCCAUGUAGCAACAUUUCCAAAGUGGGCACAGGGUUUGUGGGAAGAGUCCCUGAUCGUAAAUGGUACAAUGACUUUCACCGAUCUCAACGGAUAUAACAGUUACACUUUCGUUACGGUAGAAUCAAACGAUGAAACUGGACGUUACGUAGUCUAUUCAAAGGAUCAUUGCGAGAACGAAGCUUACGUAUGCUUAAUGAUGAGACAACGUAGUGAAAACGUAUUAGAAUUCACGAUAGGGAUGGUAAUGAGUCCAGUUUAUCAGAGUUAUUUGUGCGAUGAUUCGAACUUCGACAAACCAGUAUGGAUGACUCAAGCGCGUAUUGAGCGAAUAGUAGAAUCACCAUGUCCAAUAACAGGACAAUAUACGGGAAGGAUAACCGACUUAUCGGGCAUGUGUGCAGAGUUGAGUAGCAAUUGCAACACUCGAGAGAUAAUGUACUAUAAAGUUUAUGACUGUGAGUCCGAAGAACUCUAUGAAGAACGGACAUAUUUGUGCUUAGGACAGUGGGAAGAGAAAGGUGUAAUGUACACCUACACAAUGAGAAACGAUACUGGUACGAAGGAAUGUUUUGUUGGUUUGAUCGUUAACGACGAAGAGAUAUAUAUUAAGGAAGCAGGUGAUCAUUGCAUUAGAGAUAUAGAUCCUAAGGAGCAAGGAAUGAGAUUGUAUAAAAAAGGACAAUGUUAUGGAAAUUCUCCUAGUCCUGCACCAACGCCAAUGAAACCGAUUCCACGCAAUCCUAUAUUAAGUACAACUCCACGAUCUAGAUUUUCGGGUGGAACCACAAGAAGACCAGGAGGAAGCGUUACGUCUUCCGCAUCAUCGAAAAAUCUCCAAAGUUAUGAUUUUAUUUUUGUAAUGGUACUUGCCGUUUUUCUUAGAAUAUUUAAUUUCACAUAAUGGAUGAACGAUACUUUCAUUUUAGGAAUGAAUAACAAUGACCCAAUUAGAUAACGAAACUCUAUAUUUACAUAGGCUCGAUGAACGUUUUAUUCUCGACUAAUUAAAUAAGGGAUCGUUUGUAAGUAGAGAAUUGCAAUAUUUAACAUGAAACGCUAUACAUACAUACAUACAUAUAUAUAUAUAUAUAUAUGUAUAUAUAUAUGUAAGUAUAGCGUUACACAUUAUCGUAAAAAGUGUAGAAAGUUUACAAUGCAUUUUUAUAUUAAACUAACAUAUACUUUACUUACGAGGCACGAACUAAAAGAAACGUAGCAAAAUCAAAAUGCAUCAUAAAAUCUUCGCAAUCUUCACUGGGAAGUUCUUAAAAAAAAAAAGUGUAUAGAAACUCGAAAAAUAACAAUGAAAUUUUAUACGUAGACGAGUCAAGAGACUAUUUUACAUAAAACUAUAAAAAUAUAAAAACUACUACUAUUGUCUAUUACUGUAAUAUAAUGACAAAAUUCACAUUUUCUUUAGAUCAAAAACACCUUGUAAAAUACAAAUCAUUUUCAUUUACUAGAUAUUGUAAAUUAUCGAAAAUACCCAAAGAUCUUGUAAUCUUUUUAUUUCUUGAUUCCUGAUAUAAACCAAUGCAUUAUAUACGAUGCAAACAUUUUAUGUAAUUGAACAUAGUAUGUAACAUAAUUAUUUAUAUAAUGUAAGCCAUGAUUUCUUUAUGUUUCAUAUUUAAAAAUUUCUUCAGAUUAUUUUAUAUAUUUUACAGUCGUACGUUCUAUUAAAAAAAAAAAAAAAAAAAAAGAAAAUAGAAAAAAGAAAAAAUAAAAUGAUAAAUUAUUCAAAAUUUCAUAAUUAUAUACAAAAAUAUUCUCAUGCAGGCAUAAUAUAGAAACAUGAGCAACGAUAAGACUGAUAUAUACCUUUGACUUUUACAUAUUUCAAGAGUAUUUUUUUAAGAACAAACUUAUGGUCAUAACAUUUUUCAAAACUAUCUAAACAAUAUACGAAUAAGUUAUAGGAGAUUUAUGGGAUAAUGAAUCUUUCAAAAUAUCCAAUGCUCAUUUAUAAAAUUAUUAAAUUAUGUAAAAAUAUAUAACAGUACAGUCUUUAAAUUCAUUUUGCUUAAUGCUCUAUUUUUAAAUAUUAAUAUUCGGUGCAAAAUAUAAAUUACAUUA